GUUCCAGCUGACUGACGGCAAACGCGAGGAGCGAGGCAGAAAAUAGAGAGAAGCCAGUGUUUGAAAGAAAGGAGAGAGAUAGAGAGAAAAAAGAGAGGGAGAGAGGGAGGGAGGAAAAUACCAGGCUGCAGCCCCAUCUCCGCGGCGCGCGCUCCACCGGAUUUAUCUUUAUUUUUGUGGGAUCGCCUCUUGGUUUCUCCUACACAUCUCAUCUUCUGUUUUGUCAUUUUGUGUCUCUGUGCGUGUGGAAUAGCCGCUGAUCCUGUCGUUUGUGCUCGGUGAAUGUGCAGGCAGUCAUCAGCGCUCAUUGGGCUCUGCUUCGCCCCUCAUCCCCCUCGGAGGAGUUCACAUUGUGCGUCCAAGUGACCAGACCACCCUCCACAAACUUACCCGGGCACUGCGCCCCGACUCUGCCUCGCGCCAGCCAGAUUUAAGGAUGAUUUAAACCCUCUGUGCCAACAUGGUGCCAUUUUGGAGAUACAGCAUUUCUUGUGUGUUUUUCGUGCUAGUUUUAGUCAUGUCAGAUAGAGCUGUCAGCCGUGGAUCUUGUGCGUAAACACGUCAGAACUCGCAGCUUUUGACGUCGCGCCUGUCAGUUAUUCUGCUAAUUGGAUUAUUGUGAUCUUGAACUUAGAGGCUGCAGGUUGCACUCCCCUGAAGCCCGCCUCCCCGCCGCCCCCACCUCCCCGUGGAAGAAGUUAUGUCAAGGCCUCUCACGCAGCUCCUGCCUCCGGAUCUCCCUGCAGGGGCCACUAGUCCCCAGUUUGGGGCCAGUAACCCCGCCAUAAGUGGCCCCCAAGGAAGUCACCUGACCUCUAUGACCAACCUCAAAUCUCUGCUGCAGCUGCCAAUCAAAGCCGACUCCAGAGCACCCAAGGACUGCUGCGAAAUGAAAGACAAAGACAAGCCCCUGGACUCCGAUGAGGACUCCCUCGGUGGGGGUGGAGUGGGUGGUCCCGGGGGAGUGGGUGGGGGUCUGAGCUCUGGCUCUCUGCGCUCCUCCUCUCAGAGUGCCUUCCUGGGCCCCCUGCUGUGGGAGCGGACCCUGCCCUGUGACGGGGGCCUGUUCCAGCUGCAGUACAUGGACCUGGAGGAAUUUCUGACGGAGAACGGGAUGGGCAUGCACAACAAUGGCCCGAGCUCCACCAGCGCCCAGAUACCCUCCCAGAGCUCCCAGUCGGCGGUGCCCAGUCAGAGCUCACAGUGCCCCCCCUCCUCUCCUCCGCCCUGCUCCUCCUCUUCCUCCAUGUCCUCCUCCUCUUCAUCAUCCUCUCUUCUGGGGCUGGAAACCGUUCAACCGCAGCAGCAAGGCAUGAUGGGAGGCCCAGAGUGUCUACACGGAGGCCAGUCGGUGCCACAGGACCCCUCUCCCUCCACCACCUGCCCCCCCGGGCCCCCCACCCCAGCAGGGACCAACGGCAGCUCUGACAUCAUGGUGAACUUUGACCCCGACCCCGCGGACCUGGCCCUGUCCAGCGUCCCAGGACAGGAUGCGUUUGACCCUCGUCGGCACCGCUUCUCCGACGAAGAGCUCAAACCGCAGCCGAUGAUCAAGAAGGCGCGCAAGAUGCUAGUGCCCGACGAGCAGAAGACUCCUGCCUUCGCCCGCUUCUGCACCUGCCUCUACGCUCCAACUCCAGCCUCCGUCCGCUCCCGCACCCGCCUCUACUCUCCGGUACCGUCAACUCCCUCUGCUCUGCCUGUCCUGGUCUCUGGCGUCCCGCCUGCCUCUGACUCUGGGUCCCGCUUCCUGGACUACGCCGGUCCCGCUUGUCCUGGUCUCGUCUCCGUCUCCCUCGUCACUCCGGCCCCGGCUUCCCGCUCCCGACCCGCUCUCCGUCCGUCUCGUCUGCCUCCUGCUUCCCGGAUCCUUGUACUUGUUAUUAGACUGUUUAAGACUGCUUUUCACUAA
Messenger RNA from Periophthalmus magnuspinnatus, 1912 nucleotides. Its product is annotated as hepatic leukemia factor. Gene Ontology annotation, molecular function: RNA polymerase II cis-regulatory region sequence-specific DNA binding; DNA-binding transcription factor activity, RNA polymerase II-specific. The transcript is spliced from 5 exons. The record is from RefSeq and is a predicted model, not a curated record. Lineage: Eukaryota; Metazoa; Chordata; Actinopteri; Gobiiformes; Gobiidae. The coding region runs from base 701 to 1912 and encodes 403 amino acids. Gene Ontology annotation, biological process: regulation of transcription by RNA polymerase II. Gene Ontology annotation, cellular component: nucleus.